GUCUCUAUGAGUACAUGCUGCAGAGAAAACACAACGCUCUGCCCAUAGCUGAGAUCCAUCCAGUUUUACGUCAACUGACAACAGCACUGCUCCACCUUGAGGCCCUGGAAAUAAUCCACGCUGAUAUAAAGCCUGAGAAUAUUAUGGUGGUGAACCGCUUGCAGCAUCCGCUUCAGGUCAAACUCAUUGACUUCGGCCUGGCUCGCCACGUGUCCGAGGCCGUUCCAGGGACCGCUGUUCAGAGUCUGUGGUACAGGGCACCAGAGGUCCUCCUGGGCAUGGACUUCAGUGAACAGAUUGACAUGUGGUCUCUCGGUGCUGUGAUUGCGGAAAUAGCAGCAGGCUUUGGACUGUUCCCCGCGGACCACGAAUAUGACGCGCUUAAGCUCAUUGUGGACUUGGUAGGUCAGCCUCCAGAUGUUCUAUUGAACUGUGGACAAAAAAGCAGCUUCUACUUUAACAUCGAGGGGAGCUACAACCAGCAAAUCUGGACACUUAAGACUCCAUGGAAGUUUGCAUUACAGACUGGGCAUCACUUCAGAGGAAACCAAUGUUUCCACCUGAGGUCUCUUGAUGACCUGGUGGAGGUAAUACCUUACAGACACAUGGCCAAGAGAGAGGAGUUGCUGAACUUUGUGGACCUCUUGAAAAAGAUGCUAGUGCCGGACAAGUGCGGACGGAUUAUUCCCCUCGCAGUCCUGGAGCAUCCGUUCUUCGCUGUGGAGCAGGACCCUGAAGUCAGCCAAAGCAUUGAAACCGUGAUUGCUCAGCCUCUCUCAUGUCAACAGAGUCUCACACCACAGCCUUCACUGACUAAGAGCUUCCAAAGCAUUGAAAACGUAAUCUUUGAUAGCAGAGACUCUGAAACAAGUGUCACUCUGCAGCUAUCAAAGAACGUCCAAAGUGUUGCGUUCAAGGCUGUGACUCUUCCCGAGCAAAUAGUCUCUGCUCAGCCAGAAACAGUUUAUUUUAAGCUUGAAGACGAAGCUGCUCACAUGGAGCCUGGGGUUAUCAAAGUGACCAGCGGCGAAAGAAAAAGCAGAGUCAGGAGAUUCUUGAAGAGCAUCAGAAACGCUCUCUUCUCCUGUGUCCGCUGUGACAGCAACUGAACCACCCAAUUGCCUGGUCUUCAUUUAUUCUAUUGUUUUAAAAUGUUUUUGGUUUAUUUCUCAGUAAAUAUAUUGACUUCAACUUUUAAAAAAGCUUGUGUGAUGUGUGGUGAACUUAUAGAAGAGAAAUACUUCUGGUCCUAUUUAUUGUUAUUUAUAAGUAUACAUAUACUGUAUAUUGUUAUAGGUAUUUUAUUGCUGUUUCGUACUAAGAAAUGUGAUUCUUAUAUUAGUGCCAUUAUUUUAGUUAGUUUGAGGCUUAUGUUUUUUUACCGGGGAAAAAGAGGACGUAACACCAUUGUUCUUUGUAUUGUUUGAACAUCAAAACAUAAAGUGAACAAACAAAAUCAUGAUUUAUAAUUGAGGAUCAAAGUCUUCGAGGUUUGAACAAGUGUGGUCCAAUGAGAACUAAGCAAAAUCAAUCUGUCGAUGAGGAUAUUGUCAAAAGCUCUCAGAGCUACUAAAAUAUUUAAACACAAUUCUAUUUAAAAGAUAAAGGUGAGAUUGUAUCGUAAAGGAUAAAUGAGGGUUAAGGUUAUGGUUUUGCCAUUUUCUGACAGUAUGAAAUAAAUAUAGAAGAUUUAAUUAGUAGAACAUCAAAAAUAAUUAUACAUAACAUAACUAUUGUUGCCUACUGGAGGAGCACAAUAUACUCUUCUCCACUCCAGUGUGGGUUCCCACAGGGCUCAGUUAGGCCCCCUGUUAUUCUCCCUUUACUUGCUACAGUACAUACUUGGAAAGCACGGCAUUGCAUUCCACUGCUAUGCAGACGAUAGCUUAAAUCACAAAAUAAGUUUCCUGACUUGAUUAUUCUAUUUUUAUUUAAUUUUUUUAUACUGCAUUUACAGUAGGUCGGACCCUUUCCCCGUUAGAUUAGGAUACGGAGAAAAACUAUUACAUUUUGUCCAAAUUAAAUCAAAGUAUAAUGAAAUGAAUUGAUUUAAUUUAGUCUGUAACACAUACCAAUAGACUAAUCGAUUUCAUAAUCGAUUUGUAUUAGCCAACUUAACCGAAAACUCUGCCUUUACGCUCCACACACCUCGCUAUAACCACUAAUCUGGCUUCGUAGUUCCCCCUCAGGUGGCAGUUCAGCUUCUCAAUUAAGUUUUAUUUUGUGUGCAUCCUUGACAACAAGUAAUGUGUUUGGUAGUUUUCUAUUAGUAAUUUGUACAGUUAAAUUAUAGGUUUACCAGCUUUUUAUCAGUUUAAAAGUAAGUUUAUAAUUGUGUGGUAACCUUUUGUGUGUGUAUAAGUAAUUGUACUUUUAAUUAUAGAGAGUUGUAGAUUUAAUGUUACUUAAUGCUGAUGUUUGUUUCUCUAUUUUAGAAACACACACAUGUCUGAAUGAAGAUGCUUUGGGUUGAACUAAAAGAAAUGUGAAUCAUUGUUUUUUGUUCGUGAUUAGACUCUUUACUGUUGCUGUUGGGAAACCUGAAUUAAUUUACACAUUCACACACUAGGGAUUAUCAUAUCAUUUUAUAUAAAUGUCGUGUUGAAUUUAAAGAGAAGUGGUUUAUGAGUUCUUUAUGAGUCUGGAAAUUAACUAGGUUUGUGUGAAAUAUAGCAUUUUUUAAAGGGUUCAUGUUAUAUGUAUACGCAUGUAUAUUUGUAUAGUUUGACCAGACGCUGACUAUUAAAAUGAUCAGUCCCCGACCUGACUGGCACCCCACUUAUGUCAGUCCGCAAGGGACAUUUGACUUGAACAUUUUCUUGAAACCCCCCUCACCUGCAAUGAUGGUAAGGCGUAGGAAGUAGAUGAGGGAGCAAGUGUGCGUGGCGUACUCCGCGGUUGAGAGUUUGUUCCAGACUCAGGGCUGCUGCAGGGCCAGGCACAGGCAGGACAGAGCCCACUGCGGGCAGGUCCACACUGAGGGGCAGCUGGUUCUGGAGCAGACGCCACGCCACGCCAGUACAAGGAGGGAAGAAAAGUGUGUUUAGACAGAAUAUAAUGAAGGGUAUGCAUAAAAACGUCUAAAAAGAGAUAAAGGCAUAGCUUACAUUCCUCUAAAUAAGCACAACAUAUCUUUCAUGUUAGUGGCUAAAACUUGAAGUAUUUUAGUAAAUGUCUUGUGUUUGCUGGUUUAUUUCCUUAGGUUUAUACAGCACUUUUGGGAAAUUGUAUACCCUGUUCGUUGUUUUCCAAAUGUAUUCACAAUUACAUCAUCCUUUAUCUUGUAUUUCUAACAGUUUUGUGUCAAUAAAAGGUGCAGGC
Notothenia coriiceps (black rockcod) is the source of this 3321-nucleotide messenger RNA. Its product is annotated as homeodomain-interacting protein kinase 1-like. Bases 15 to 1109 code for a protein of 364 amino acids. The transcript has 6 exons. The record is from RefSeq and is a predicted model, not a curated record. Gene Ontology annotation, cellular component: nucleus; cytoplasm. Gene Ontology annotation, biological process: peptidyl-threonine phosphorylation; peptidyl-serine phosphorylation. Lineage: Eukaryota; Metazoa; Chordata; Actinopteri; Perciformes; Nototheniidae. Gene Ontology annotation, molecular function: ATP binding; protein tyrosine kinase activity; protein serine/threonine kinase activity.